ACACCACACAACAUCAUUUUUCCAGACAGAUCAAACUCCCCUCGCGUGGAAGAUAUCUGUGCGUAUUAUCUGAUCGUAUCUUCUGAACUUCUUCUCUACGCUGGACGGCAGCUCAAACAAUCAGCUGUUCAGGGCCGUGCACUGCCACCAUCGAGCUUCCGUUUCUACCUUCUAUACAUCAAAACUAUCAUAGCACACACAAUGUCUUGGGACCCUUUCGCGCAAGGUGUUGUUGCACAGGGAACAUUCGACAAAGUGAUCGUUGUCGAUUCUACUGGUCAGACCACAUGGGGUAAAGGAGGACCCAUCGAGGUUUCUGACGAGGAGAUUUCCGUAAUCGUCGGCGCUUUCACGGACCCUCAAGGUGUUCGAAGCAAGGGACCCGAAUUCGAGGGCGAAAAGUAUGUUUUGAACAAGAUCGACGACGAUGCUGACAUUCCAAUAAUGCUCGUCCAAAAGACCACAUCGACAGGCAAGCAAGGUAUCGUUGCCGCCAAGUGUAACAAGGCGGUUUUCAUCGCGCACUAUCUUGAAGCCUCCUCGCCCAUCGAGGCCAUUUCCUCUGCUGUUACCCAGGCCGCUCAUAUCAACAAGUACACAUAAUGAGACCAGAAAUUUGAUUUCUACCUAUGUGGGAGUUACCAUUCAUAAUACAGUGCGGACAUAGGAUUAUUCUCGAGUGGGAAAAUGGAAUGUUGGUACGGUUUUUGUAUAAAACCUACAAUUAUGUCCUUAUUCACACUCAUCUGCUUUGGUAAUUAUGGUCAUAGGUACCGGGAUAUGCUAUAGACACAUUUAUUUCGAAAUGUCAUGAUUGCAUGGCCCAUUCAGUUUUGUAAUAGCAAACACAGUCCUGCAAGCACUGAUAUAAGUAUAUCUCCUAUAAUCGAUAGCCUCAAGCAAGCAUCUUAGUCUGGCGUUAGAAUCGAUUUCGCUAUGCAAACACUCAAUAUCAGACAUAGUCAGACUUUUUUAA
Molecule: messenger RNA, 976 nt
Organism: Talaromyces proteolyticus
Lineage: Eukaryota; Fungi; Ascomycota; Eurotiomycetes; Eurotiales; Trichocomaceae
Product: profilin
Exons: 5
Coding region: 202-603 (133 amino acids)
Molecular function (GO): actin binding
Source: RefSeq, a predicted model, not a curated record